AUGUUGUUUGGCAUGUUAUCCAUGGGGUCAAGCUUCUGUUUCCUCUACAUUAACAGUGUUUUGCUGUUUACCUUAAGGAGUAAGCAGGUGUUUUGUGAGACAUCCUGUUACAUCUUGUUGUACAACUUACUCUUUGCAGACACUGCUCACCUGUUAUCAAACCUGCUGCUUUACUUACUGGCGUCUUUGCGUAUAAGAAUCACAUAUUAUGCAUGUGGUGCCCUUGUUCUGUUCUCAGUUUUCACAGCUACAAUCUCCCCUCUCACCCUGGCUGUGAUGUCACUUGAGAGAUAUGUGGCUGUAUGCUAUCCACUGAGGCAUGCAACCAUCUUCACCAUGAGAAGCACAGGCAUGGCCAUUGCUCUAGUGUGGGCCUUCAGUUUUAUUCAUAUCCUCAUUCGAUUGUUUAUGCUGUUAUAUGUGUUCACAAAAAUCUACCUAAAUCUGCAUAUAAAUGAUUUUUGCUCUAAAGAAGCCAUUUUUUUUGCACCAAUCUUUGAUGAUUUUGAAGAUGCGUAUGCUAACACUGUCUUUAUAUCAGUGGGUGUAGCAAUUAUUGCCUCCUACACUGGUGUUGCACUUGUUGUAAGGUCUGCCUCAACGGACAAAGCCUCAGCCAGAAAGGCUCUUCACACGCUUCUGCUUCACCUGAUUCAGCUAAGCCUGAUUCUCAUCUCCACCUUGUUCUCCAUCAUCAUUGUAGACAUUGCUAGAACAGUCGGGAGAUUAUCCCUAAUGCGGGUUUACAAUGUAUGCUUUGUGUGCUUGAGUAUCCUUCCAAGGUGUCUGAGUGCUCUCAUCUAUGGACUCAGGGAUCAAACUAUCAGACCAGUCCUCAUGCAAAAUCUGUGCUGUGGAUGGAGAUGCUCAGUUUUUCUCAAUAAGAGCCAGUGA
Seriola dumerili (greater amberjack) is the source of this 894-nucleotide messenger RNA. RefSeq names its product olfactory receptor 4C3-like. Lineage: Eukaryota; Metazoa; Chordata; Actinopteri; Carangiformes; Carangidae. The coding region runs from base 1 to 894 and encodes 297 amino acids. Gene Ontology annotation, biological process: G protein-coupled receptor signaling pathway. Gene Ontology annotation, molecular function: G protein-coupled receptor activity. Gene Ontology annotation, cellular component: membrane. The record is from RefSeq and is a predicted model, not a curated record. The transcript has a single exon.